This is a messenger RNA of Salvia splendens (bonfire salvia), 1422 nucleotides long. RefSeq names its product protein ACCELERATED CELL DEATH 6-like. The transcript is spliced from 4 exons. Bases 1 to 1422 code for a protein of 473 amino acids. Gene Ontology annotation, cellular component: plasma membrane. NCBI's taxonomy places the organism in Eukaryota, Viridiplantae, Streptophyta, Magnoliopsida, Lamiales, Lamiaceae. Gene Ontology annotation, molecular function: protein binding. The record is from RefSeq and is a predicted model, not a curated record.
AUGGAGAAACCCCUCUGCAUCUCGCUGCGGUGGAAGCCCUGGUCAGAGUUCAUCGCCACCACCAGCUUGACGACGAAAGAAGCCACUCUUCUACUCGCGAAGAACAAGAGAGGCACCACUGCCUUGCAUGAAGCUUUGUUGACCUUCUUGGAGAAUAAGAGAGGGAAAGCAUCCCUUCAUGGAUGUUGGAUUAGGAUUUCCGAAUGUUUGAUUCACAACGAUCCUCAUCUCGGGUAUUGUACAAACAAGGAUGAAGAAUCUACCUUGUAUUUGGCUGCAAAAGCCGGUCUUAAAGAUUGCGUGUCUUUGAUUCUUCGUCUCUUGCCAGACCAAGAAUGCUUGAAUGAUCUCUUCAACAAGAAAUCUCCUAUUGAAGCAGCUAUCCAAGGGAAUCACAAAGAUGUUUUAGAAGCAAUGCUUGACACGAACCGGAGCUUCUUCCAUCUAAGAGACAAAAACGGAAGAAAUCCUCUUCAUCACGCGGCCGAUUAUGGCUACCUUGAAGGCGUGAAUCUGCUGCGCAUCCGCUUCCCUGAAAUGGCAACUCAGAGAGACAAAAGUGGCUCAUUCCUAAUCCUUGUAGCCUCAAGUGAAGGCCAUGUUGACGUAGUCGAGGUUCUGCUUCAAGACCUGCCCGAUACAGCAGAAGUGCUCGACACGGAUGGGCGAAACAUCCUGCACCUCGCAGCCAGGCACGGGAGGACUAAUGUGGUCCGUUCUGUUCUCAGGAACCGCCAUCUCCACGAGCUCAUAAACAUGACAGACGAGGCUGGGAACACUCCCCUGCAUCUGGCCACCAGACACUGGCACCCCAUGGUGGUCAGAGACUUCACCUGGGACAAGAGAGUCGACGUUUCCAUAAUCAACGACAACGGGAUGACAGCUCUGGACGUCGCCGAGUACCACAUGCAGCUCAAGGAUUUCCAGUACCUGACUUGGACUGCACUGAUGGCAGCCAGCACCCCACGGGCACUGACAGGCAACACCUUAGGUGAACUAGUUGCCACGGUGACGUACGCAGCAGGGUUCACAGUCCCUGGAGGGUACAACAGCUCGGACAACGACCACAACAACACGCCGGGUCUGGCGACAAUGCUGAGGCACAUGGCGUUCCAGGUGUUCGUCCUGACGGAUGUGCUGGCCAUGUACAGCUCCCUCACAGCAGCGGUGGUGCUCGGGUGGGCGCUGUCGUUCGACUUCGUGUUGGUGGUGAAGGCGCUGCCGCUCUUCGGGGGAGCCCUGAUGAUGAUGUGCAUCGCCUUCACGGCGGGGAUAUACCUGGUUGUGCACGAUAUUUGGUGGGUCAGAACAGGUGUUUUGAUCGUGGGGAUACAUUUUGUGAUCAAAUUGGUGCUGCUUGGCCUUCCUUUGUGCUUCCCUGUUUCUUCGCCUAAUUUGUUCUUGCGCUACAUUUCCUACUAA